UUAGGUACCAGCUGCAAAGUAUGCAUUCAAUUAUAACUGUUUCAUUUCUGCCAAUAUUCCCACAAUUAUCAUCAUCAUCAUCUACAUUUAUAAUUAUUUUCCAAUUUCCAAAAGGAUUUCUUAUACAUCAACUCCUCACAACCGUCCCAUGAGUUAAGUUGGGCAUGCAUGAGUCUGGGCCUUGGAGUGAGACAGGCCUGGGUUGAAAUCCUGGGCCGUCACUUAACUGCUCUGAGCUCAUUUUCUCUACCUGUAAAGUGGAGAUAAUAAUACUUCAGAGGAUUGGUGGCAGGUCUAAAUAACAUAUGUAGAGCUCUUAGUGCAGUCCUAUUAUUGACAGGUGAAAUAACUGAGGCUCAGAGAACUGAAGGGAUUUGUACAAGUCAUAGUCAAGCCCAGGGAUUCUGACCCUAGAGAAUUACGUAAUGAAUACCCUCUACCCACCACCUAGCUUUAAAAAGAAUUACAGCAACAAACUGAAGACUCCAUGCAUCCUUCCCUAAUCCCAUUCCUCUUCCUCCCUCCCACCUCCUUCUCUCCUUGCCUCCACCCAGGUAACCACUAUCCUGAAUUUGGUGUUUAUUAUUCUCACGAUGUUUCUAUACUUCUACUCCAUAUCGAUAUGUCUGUGAGCAACUCUGGUAUUGUUCUAUAUGCUUUUAAACUUUAUAUGCACAGUAUCAGAUUGUGCAUAUCAUCCUGCAGCUAGUUUUUUUUACUCAAUAGUUUUUGAGACUUAACCAUGUUGAUACAUGGAAUUCUAGUUUAUUUAUUUUAAACUCAGUUUAGUAUUCCACUAUAUGAAUAUACCACAACUGUAUUACCUAUUUUCCCAUUGAUAGAUAUUUAAAUUACUUCCAAUUUUAUGCCAUGACAAACAUUCAUGCAAUGGACAUUCUCAUAUCUAACUCCUUGUAAACAUGAGCAAGAAUUCCUCUAAAUUCUCCUUAGGUCAUAAGAUAUGAGCAGAUUCAGUUUUACUAGAUACUGCCAGUUUUUCAAAGUGGUUGUAGUAAUACAUGCUCCCAAUAGCAAUGCGUAAUCAACUCCUAUUGCUACAGAUCUUCACCGACACAGUAUGGUCAGACUUUAAAAUUUCUGACAAUCUGAUGGGUGUGAAAUGUUAUCUCAUUGUGGUUUUAAUUUGCAUUUAUCUGAUUACUUAGGAGACUGGACAUGUUUUCAUAUCUUAUUGGCCAUUCCAUUUUGCACUUCUGCGAAGAGCCUAUCUUUGCACACUUUUAUAUUGAGAUAUUUUUAUUUUUAUUAUUGACUUGUGGGAGUUGUUUAUAAUUACAAAUGCUAACCUUUUGUCUGUUGUAUGUGUUGCAAAUAUUUUCUCCCAGGUGUGUACUUGUUUCAUUGUUUGUAAAGACUCUUAAUGUAAAGAAGUUCUAAAUUUUGCUGUAGUCAAAUGUAUUAAUUCUUUUCUUUAUGGCCGCACUGUUUCUAUCAUAUUACAUUGUCUCUCCGUGUCUUCCUAUGAGCCAUUUAAGACCUCCUUUUCCCUUCAGGCCUGACUCCUUUGUCUCCCCUCUGUCUCUUUUGCCUGCAGUGUUCGUUAUGUUGACUUGUGCCUUUCGCUAUGGCCAUGAUGACUUGGAUGUGAUUGGUUUGACAUUCCGCAAGGAUCUGUAUGUACAGGUCCAGCAAGUGGUCCCCCCUGAGCCCUCCAGCCCCCAGGGGCCUCUCACAGUCCUACAGGAGCGACUGCUGCACAAGCUGGGGGAAAAUGCUUACCCCUUUACUCUGCAGAUGGCUGUCAACCUGCCUUGUUCGGUGACACUGCAGCCAGAUCCUGAAGAUACAGGAAAGGCCUGUGGGAUUGACUUUGAAGUGAAAAGUUUCUGUGCUGAAAACCUGGAGGAGAAAAUCUCCAAGAGAGACUCCGUGAGGCUGGUGAUUCGGAAAAUACAGUUUGCACCCCUGGAGCCAGGCCCUGGCCCCUCAGCCCAGACCGUCCGCCGCUUCCUUCUGUCAGCUCAGCCCCUACAACUCCAGGCCUGGAUGGACAGGGAGGUUCACUACCAUGGCAAACCCAUCUCUGUCAAUGUUUCUAUCAACAACUGCACCAACAAGGUCAUCAAAAAAAUCAAGAUAUCAGUUGACCAGACCACAGAUGUUGUCCUGUAUUCACUAGACAAGUACACCAAGACUGUGUUCACUCAGGAGUUCACGGAAACUAUAGCUGCCAACUCCAGCUUCUCCAAGAGCUUUGCGGUCACCCCACUCCUGGAUGCCAAGUGCCAGAAACAGGGCCUGGCACUGGAUGGCAAACUCAAGCAUGGUGAUACCAAUCUGGCCUCCAGCACGAUUCUUCGACCUGGAAUGGACAAGGAGCUGCUGGGGAUCCUAGUAUCCUACAAAGUCAGAGUCAACCUGAUGGUGUCCUGUGGAGGCAUCCUAGGUGACCUGACGGCCAGCGAUGUUGGUGUGGAGCUGCCCCUAAUCCUGAUGCAUCCAAAGCCAUCACAAGAGGCUGCUAGCUCUGAGGACAUAGUCAUCGAGGAGUUUACUCGUCAGGAGCCCGGCGAGGAGGAGAGCCAGGAGGCUUUGGCGGCAGAGGGAGAUGAGGGGAGCUGAGCACCUUGCUCUGGUGCCUCUGUGUGGGAGCCGCUCUGUAAUGCUCUAAUAAAUUGGCUUGUCCAGACAUGCCUGGUGAUCUCUUUGCUAUUUCUUCCUCCUGGAGGGUAAUGGAACUAACAAGAACAAGCGCCCUCUCUCCCUGUCAGUGAUUAGAUUACUCUGUAGCAGGUGCUUUUCCCUAAGUGACCCCCCAAAUUCCCUCUGGCAUGGCCACUCGCCCUCUGUGGGUCCUUCAACUUUCCCUUUGCGCCCUGGCCAUCCCCGCCACCACCCCACCACUCCAUCAGUGAUCACCCACUGCCCCAGCUGCUGGGAGCUGCAAGGCCUGCAGGCAGGGCCUGAGGGGGCAUGGCCGUGUGCCCAGGCCUUGGGGCUACAUCGAAGGUGGCCAGCUUUGAUUGAGCGGAGACCACCGUGUGACCUCAGGCAGCGAGUGCCGCUCGCCUGCUGGUGUUGUAUGCCUUCGCACAUGCGGCCCACAGCAAAGCUUCAGCCUGGAAACCACCCGGAAACCAGACCCGAGGAUCAGUCUGUACACAAAUACAAAGUUGCGUUCCUGGGGGAGCAGAGUGGUGGGUGUCUGGGUUG
This is a messenger RNA of Equus caballus (horse), 3174 nucleotides long. RefSeq names its product arrestin 3 (gene ARR3). The record is from RefSeq and is a predicted model, not a curated record. Gene Ontology annotation, biological process: signal transduction; G protein-coupled receptor internalization; visual perception. NCBI's taxonomy places the organism in Eukaryota, Metazoa, Chordata, Mammalia, Perissodactyla, Equidae. Gene Ontology annotation, molecular function: G protein-coupled receptor binding.